ACCAAAGUCGGCGGGCCCGGCCUGGGUGGUGGUGGGUGGAUACUGCCAAGGAGAGACAUUUGUGAUGGGAGAAUCAUGCCUGCAAGGUCCCAUUAUGGUUCAAACCUGCUCGCUGAGGCUGUGAUCUUGGCAAGUAGAAAGAGCCAAGGUUGGGGGGUCACAGAGUCCUUGGUUCAAACCCUGGGAUGAUGCUGCAAGGCUGUGUGAGCCUGGGAGAGUCACUUCGUCUCUCUGAGUGAGGCUUUAUUUGCAAAUCUAUGCCUUCAUUUGCAAAUCUAUGCCGUAAGGGGGGACGGGCUUGGAGCAGCGAAGAUGUUCCAGGCGCCAGGCAAACUUCUAGGCUCUGGGAUACAUCACACACAAGACAGGCUGAGGCCCUCCUCUUUGAGGCUUAGGGAGGUUCAGUUCCUCUCCCGGACCUCCGUUUUCCCAGCUACAAAACAGGAUGCCUCUGGGGGCCCUCUCAGCUCCUAAGAGCCUUUGGGAGGCUGAGAAGGCUGGAGGAGAGGCUUCCAAGGCCGCCCAGCCCAGACUGUAGGGGUGGGCCAUGGGGGAGGUGGGAGAGGGGACAGGAGCCCGGCCAAAUGCUGAGGGAAGGGUUUCCAGUUUCCCCGCCGGGCUCCCACGCCCACGGACCCUGAUCAAGCCCCUGCAUUCGGCCUGGGGCCGGGGGCCGCCGGAGGAAGCUUAGACCAGGCUGGAGAGGCAACAGUGGAGGCAGCAGGCUGGGAGAGGGGCAGCCUUCGGUUUAGGUGUUCUUGGCACACAGAGAAUGGAGGCUGAGGAUUACAACACCUCCUACGAGGACUACCCCGAUGACGUGGACCCCAUCGUGGUUCUGGAGGAGUUAUCCCCCCUGGAAGGCAGAGUGGUCAGGAUCCUUCUGGUGGCAGUCUACAGCAUCAUCUGCCUCCUCGGGAUCCUGGGCAAUGGCUUGGUGAUCGUCAUGAUCACCUGCAAGAUGAAGAGGACGGUGAACACCGUCUGGUUCCUCAACCUGGCGGUGGCCGACUUCCUAUUCAAUGUCUUCCUCCCCGUCCACAUCGCCUAUGCCGCCCUGGACUACCACUGGGUGUUCGGGACGGCCAUGUGCAAGAUCAGCAACUUCCUGCUCAUCCACAACAUGUUCACCAGCGUCUUCCUGCUGACCGUCAUCAGCUUCGACCGCUGCGUCUCCGUGCUCCUCCCCGUCUGGUCCCAGAACCACCGCAGCGUCCGGCUCGCUUACACGGCCUGCCUGGUCAUCUGGGUCCUGGCUUUUUUCUUGAGUUCCCCGUCCCUUGUCUUCCGGGACACGGCCCGCCUGCAUGGGAAGAUAUCCUGCUUUAACAACUUCAGCCUGUCGGCCGCCGGCUCUUCACCUUGGCCGGCUCACCCCCAGGUGGACCCGGUGGGCUCCGGCCGGCACAUGGUGGUGACCAUCACCCGCUUCCUCUGUGGCUUCCUGGUGCCGGGUCUCAUCACCACCGCCUGCUACCUCACCAUCGUCUACAAGCUGCAGCGCAGCCGCCUGGCCAAGACCAAGAAGCCCUUCAAGAUCAUCCUGACCAUCAUCGUCACCUUCUUCCUCUGCUGGUGCCCCUACCACACCUUCUACCUCCUGGAGCUCCGUCGUGGCUCCGUGCCUCCCUCCGUCUUCAGCCUGGGCGUGCCCCUGGCCACCGCCAUCGCCAUCGCCAACAGCUGCAUGAACCCCAUCCUGUACGUCUUCAUGGGUCAGGACUUCAAGAAGUUCAGGGUGGCCCUCUUCUCCCGUCUGGUUAAUGCCCUGAGUGAGGACACAGGCCAUUCCUCCUACCCCAGCCACAGGAGCUUUACCAAGAUGUCAUCUGUGAACGAGAGGGAGACUGGCAUGCUCUGAGCCUUGCCCGGAAAUCCCCCAGUGGAUGCUCCCAACCUUGGAGGAGGCUCAAAGCUACAGCUUCUUGAGACCAUGGCAGGAACCCUACCCACGCCCCCCACAGCGGACACUCCCAACCUUGGAGACUCAAAGCUAUGCCUUCUGGACACCACAACAGGAACCUCUUGGGCAACCCACAGAUGCCCACUGUAUUUUACGUGGGGCUGAGCAGUGUUUUUGAGCUGGGAAUCCAGGGUUUGGAAUGCCUUUCCUCCAGCGGCGUGGUGGGCACAGCAUGCUGCGGUGCUCAGGCUUGGACCAGUAUCCUGUACAUCUUCGGAGACUUGCCUUGACCAACACAAAGGAAAAAAGGGAAAAUUUUCUAAAGCACUGCCAUGAACUAGAAUGGGCAUAAGACAGAGGGAUUCAGUUACCUACCUGAGCACUUUCCAGGCAUGACAUAGACAGUUUGCAAGGUCCAUUUCUGGUGUGAGGAGAGGAGGUCAGAGCCAAGCCAGUGUGAUGUAGAUCACGCUUCGCCACAGAGCCCUAUAUUAAUAGCUGGCCAGAAAUCCUGCUCUUAAGCCAUUCUUCGGGUCUAGGGUGUGUUGGAAUGCACACACCUUUUCCAGGUCACCUGGGAAGAGAAGGUGACAUAUGAGCACAGAAACUCCUGGGACCAUGCAUUUGACUUUCAGAUCAGCUGGAAAGAUAGACAACAGGUCCUGAGGGGGGCAUGGGGCUUUUUAACGGGGGCAAGAGAAGCAGGGCUACAGCUGCUACAGGGCUGCUUGGGUCUUGUAGGGAAGGAAUGGAGAAAGAAAAGACCUUUCAGAGGGCGUGUGACAGGAAACAGCUCACCCUAGAACCCUCCAGGGCAAUGUUGUGUUGAGGGUGGGGUCAUACUGCCAGCCCCUUGCCCAAGCCCUGUCCUCACUUUGCAUUUGUUCCCCUGGGGCUGGUUCGAGGUGGGCAGCCCCCUAUUCACUCCAUCACAGCAAUUCCUCCCUCUUUCCUGAUCCACUGACUGGCUGGUGGUGCUCCGGGGCAGGGGGUGGAUGGUGGGUGGGGGUUGGGGGUGGGAUCUCUUCUUUCUCAACUUCCUCAGAGCCUUGCUGGAGGCUAGCCCAAAAUCAGAUGCAGGAAGCAACCUGGGAGCACCUCGAGGACCAAAGACGCCUCCAAGGGCUCAGUCCCUCCAGAAGCGGAAUCUGGAGCCUGGCUCUUUGGACUGUGCUCCUGAGAUGCAGGGCCUGGGGGGUGGUGGGGGUGGGGCAGGCCCAGCGAGGGGUGGUGGUGCCCUGGGCCCAGGACUCCUCCUGUGGGCAGUCACACUGUCUUUUCUGCGGCUGUGCUGUACUGUCAGCAUCCCACUUACAAAUGACAAAGGUGAUGCUGAGAUUGGGGAAGUUACCCAGCGUCACACAGCCAGCCGGGGGGCAGAAUCUCCAGAAAAGAACAGAGCUGUUCUGUCAUGGAGAAUGCCUCUGCGGAGAAUAUUCUACACUGUCCUGGUAACCUACAUUUAUUUAGCACGUCUAUGUUAAGCACUUUACAUGUGUAUCUCAUUUAUUCCUCACGGCAGCCAGCCCUGAAUUAGGUACAAUUACACUUCCCUUUUAUGCAUGAGGCUUCUGGGGUUCAGAGAGUUUAAGUAACUGGCCCAAGGAUGCCCAGCUGGUCUCUGUCUGUUAGGAGUCUGGACUUGAACCUAGGUCUGUCUGGCUCAAAGAAGGCCGCAGAGGCUUAGGGUUUUGAGCAUUCAUAUAUGCAUAUCCCUCAGCAGAUUCAUGUUAACAUCUUAAGGGCUUUAAAGGCAGCUAUGCAAAUAGUUUUCAAAAAUGAUCCAAAGUGGCAGAGAAAAUGUACUUGGCUCCCAGCUCCCUUGGCACCCAUCCACACCCACCCACCCUGGCUCCCACCUCUUGUGUCCACACACACCGCUCCCCACCACCCCGCCCCACCCUACCCAGCUCUCCAGGGAGGGCGGCGGGGAGGGAGGCCUGGAGGGAGGACCCUUUGGCCUCCGAGUGUCCAUAUUCCAUUCUCUUCCAAGUUUCUUUUUUGUGAAGCCAUUUCUCCAACAAGAUGCAAUGAACAGAUGUAAUGUCUACACAGCGCCAGGCGAGUUCCCGAGGCCAUGGGCUGUUUGGAAUCGUACCUCAUUUAGAGACAAACUGUUCCUUCACUCUGUUGGGUCAUUGUGCUUGUGAAAGGCAGCUCUGAGUUGACCCUACUGGGGCGUCCAGUUGCUUCAAGCAGUCUGAACUUAGCUUGAACGAAGGGAGCUUUCAAUAUUGCCCAGAGGCCCCUGUCACCCACCCAACUUCACAGGUGAAGAAUCCAGGGCAUGAGAUGGAGUGAGGGGGGUUCCAGGCCCCAGAGGCAGUCACCAGCCACUUGGGGAGGACCACACUAUUUGCCAGGGCUCAGUUUCUUGUUCUUCUUGGGCUGCGUGCAGGCCAGCCCAGGCCGGGGGAGCCAGGAAAUCAUUUUGUCUUUGGAAAAGCUGAUGAACAGGAGCAAAAUGAAAACCAGCUGUUUUCCUCCUUGGAGCCAGGCCUCGCUCUUUCUGGCUGCCCCACCAGUCUUCCUGUUCUGACCGUCAAAUGCUUAAGUGCAGCUGUGAUAACCUUUUCAGUCUUGUCCCUACAGCUUCUUCUGAGGGUCCCCCCAGGUCGCAUGUUCAAAGGCCCUGUGUUUCACACAGCACGUUCACCUGAAUUACUCCACAGGCGGCUAACACAGCGCUGUGUGCCCGAGGGCCCUCCCUCCGGGGCCAGGACCCGCCAAUGGGUCCUGCAGCGUUGCCUCCUAGGUGGGGUGGGGCGGGGUGGAGGGGGCAUGGGGCUGCGGGCAGAGGGACCAAAAGAGAAGAUGCUGUUUGAGGGUGGGGGGAGAGGGAGGGAGGAGAGAAGUGAGAAGGAGAACAAUGAUGAAGAAAAGGGAUCUGGCAUUUAUUAAACAUCUACCAUGUAUCCGGCCCAGAAUCUCAUCAAAGCCUCAAAAACAAACACGACCCUGUGAGAAGAGGACCAUCAGACCCGAGUGGGGGGUGCAGAAAAGGAGGUUUGGCCUGUGGACCCCACUUGAUGAGAGUCACACAGUAGUAAAUGGAACUGGGUCUGCUGCCCGAAGAGAGUUCCCAGCUUCUUCAGCUCUUGGGAGGGUGGAGAGGGAGGGGGAGGGAGAGAGAAGGAAGAGAAACAAGGAGGGAGGGUCUCAGAAGGGGAGUCAGACCCGGGCGCUGGCAGAGGGAGGAGUUUGCCUUAAGCUGGACCCCAGGGUCAGCCUGGAGAGCAGAGCCCCGGAUGGAUGGGAGAAGAGAGAAUCCAAUCAUGAGAGCCUUGAGGGCCAUUCAGGCUCAUCCCCACCAAGUCCUCCCUGUUUCACACAGGAGGGAGCUGAGGUUGGAGAAAUCUGCAAAAGGAGGUGUGUUAGCUUGGAUGGUGUGGUCAGUGGUUUCUCAGCUCCUGGUCCUGGCCUUCCUCUCAUUCUUCCCGGACAUGCUUUGGUACUCUGGCUUUGGAGAGCUGCUACUGGGGCUGCUAUCCAGGACAUCGGGAGGCAGCUCGUCCGACCACGAAAUAAUUCAGUAGGGGAUUUGCCUGUUUCCUCUCUGAAGACGAUGUUUCUCCUGAAUAAACAGACCGAAGCAAG
Molecule: messenger RNA, 5500 nt
Organism: Bubalus bubalis (water buffalo)
Lineage: Eukaryota; Metazoa; Chordata; Mammalia; Artiodactyla; Bovidae
Gene: CMKLR1
Product: chemerin chemokine-like receptor 1
Exons: 2
Coding region: 773-1861 (362 amino acids)
Biological process (GO): regulation of calcium-mediated signaling; chemotaxis; positive regulation of cytosolic calcium ion concentration
Cellular component (GO): plasma membrane
Molecular function (GO): G protein-coupled receptor activity; complement receptor activity
Source: RefSeq, a predicted model, not a curated record